AUGGUCAAGCAUCAUCUUGCCAAGGGCAUUGGCCGCAUGUCGGACAUGAUUAUGACUAAAGGCAAAGGCACAUGGAUUUGGACAUCUGACAAUCGCAAGCUUUUAGACUUUACAAGUGGCAUUGCCGUUACCAGCGUGGGUCACUCCCAUCCAAAGGUUGUAGCCGCCGUCCAAAAGCAGGCUGCAACGCUAGUGCACGCUCAAGUGAAUAUUGGGUACCACCAGCCUAUGUUGGACUUGAUAAAGACGUUGUUGCCAGUGCUUCCUAAGACUUUAGAUUCGCUCUUUUUCGCGUGCAGCGGAUCCGAAGCUGUUGAGAAUGCUGUCAAGCUAGCACGUCAUGCUACGGGUAAAACCCAAGUGAUUGCGUUUCAGGGUGGUUAUCAUGGUCGUACAGUGGGGACAAUGAGCCUGACGUCAAGUAAGACGGUAUAUAGUGCUGGUUUUGGUCCAUUAAUGCCUGGUGUGACGUUUGUACCGUACCCAUACGCUUUGCACGGUCCGAUUCAUGACGACGAGAAGAACGUCAAAUGGUGUUUGGAACAACUUCACCUUGCCUUAAAACAGCAGUCAGCACCACGUGAUACAGCAGCGAUUAUUAUUGAACCGGUCCUGGGCGAGGGUGGAUACGUUGUACCACCCAAGAGUUUUAUGAAAGGGCUACGCGAAGUUGCGUCUGCGAAUGACAUUUUAUUGAUUGCAGACGAAAUCCAGUCGGGCUUUGGACGUACUGGCGGUUACUUUGCGAUUGACAGUCACUUUGACGUGCAGCCGGAUAUUCUGACGUUUGCCAAGGGUAUCGCUGAUGGCUAUCCAAUUAGUGGGAUUGCAAGUCGCAAGGAAUUGACCGACUUACAACCACCUGGAUCAAUGGGGGGUACAUACGCUGGUAAUGCUGUUGCUUGUGCUGCCGCUAUUGCAACGCAACAAGUCAUUGCAGACGAAAAGUUAUUGGAAAACACACACGUGCGGGGAGCGCAGCUACAGACUGGUCUGAAGCAAUUAAAGGCGUCGGGGAAGUAUCCGAUACUGGAUGUACGUGGUUUGGGUCUGAUGAUCGGUUUAGAAUUUGAUCCUUCAUCAAGGAUUAAAGGAGCAGCGAGCAAGGUUUCAGCAGCAUGUUUAAAUCGUGGAAUGAUGCUCUUGACCACAAGCGUGUACGAGACGCUCCGUUUUAUGCCACCGCUUAACGUAUCGGAAGACGAAUGUAACCUUGCAUUGGAGAUAUUUGAAAAAGCUUUAAAUGACGUCUUUAAACAGUAG
Molecule: messenger RNA, 1263 nt
Organism: Plasmopara halstedii
Lineage: Eukaryota; Oomycota; Peronosporomycetes; Peronosporales; Peronosporaceae
Product: 4-aminobutyrate transaminase
Exons: 1
Coding region: 1-1263 (420 amino acids)
Molecular function (GO): transaminase activity; identical protein binding; pyridoxal phosphate binding
Source: RefSeq, a predicted model, not a curated record